Messenger RNA from Aegilops tauschii subsp. strangulata, 1658 nucleotides. RefSeq lists its product as uncharacterized. The record is from RefSeq and is a predicted model, not a curated record. Lineage: Eukaryota; Viridiplantae; Streptophyta; Magnoliopsida; Poales; Poaceae.
CUUGAAGAUCCUGAUGGAUGUAGUGGUGUGAUCCUGUGACAAAAUGUUGGAUGUAGUAUUUGAUGCAAAAUGCAAAACAUUUGAUUUCCUGAUGGUUGUAAGCAUUUGAUGUGAUCCUGAUGGUUGUAGUAUUUUGUAAGCAUCAACAUUUUGUAUGCAAAACACUUGUUGUGAUUGUUAUGAUGCUGGUGCAUUUUGGAUGCUUAUUGUUAUGAUAUCUGGGUAGAAAUGACAAAAAUUUCUUCAAUGAAUGAGACUUAUGGUUGUAGAUACAAUGCCAAAUGAUGUUUUAGUGCAAAAUGAUGUGAUGAAGAUACAAUGCAGAUAGUGAUGUAGUUUUGGUGCCAUUUUCUUAGUUUUUGGUCAGAACUGUUGUUUUUGUUUUGGUCAGAUAAUGAUGUGAUGAAGAUUACAGGAGCAAAAUGUUUUCUUGUAAUGCAAAAUAUUUUUCAGAAGUUGUUUUCAGAGCUGUUUUUCAUACUAUCUUAGUUUUGGCCAGAACUGUUUUUGUUUUUCAUUGUGAGCAAAAAAAUAUGCGCGAGCGGGGGCUCGAACCCACGACCGUGCACUCGUUUCACUGUGUUUCUACCACUGGGCUAGGAAGAGGCUACUGGUCUUCCACUCUAUGUCGUCUCUUUUCAAAUCAUCAAACCAGUCAAGUAUCAAACACAGACCUCGCUGACAAGUGGGCCACUCGACCCACUCGCUGACAAGUGGGCCAUUUUGCUACUCUACCCACUCGACCCUUUUCCCCCUGAGCUACCAAAAAAUAUUAGGCGAGCGGGGGCUCGAACCCACGACCUGCCGCUUAUUCCACUAUUUUUCUACCACUGUGCUAGUUAGAGGUUGUUGGUUUUGUACUGUAUGCCAACGCUUUUCAAUAUAUCAAAUACAGAACUCGCUGACAAGUGGACCCACUCUUUUCCCCACUCCUCCUCUCCACUUGACCCGCUCCUCCUCUCCAUUAUCCACUCGACCCACUCCUCCUCUCCGCCGCCGGCACCCCCUUCUCCUCCAUCGACGGUGACGACCUCCCUGGCGACCCACUCCUCCAUCGACGGCGACGGCGACGACCUCCUAAGAUCCACGAGAUCAAGAGGAGGCCUACACGACACCGACAAGGCCAACAAGCUCAAGCAGUCGCCGUCCCCCCAGAGAAGUGAGAUGGCUGGCUUGGAAGGUUUCAAGUUCUUCGAGAUCGUAAUUGAGAAAUCUUGCAGUAGCCAGAGGUUGCCUGACAAGUUUGCAAAGAUGCUCGGCGGCCGUGAGCCCCACAAAGUGAAGCUGCGGGAGGCCGGCAGCUGGCUUCGCAGGCCGUGGGACGUGUUGGUGGUGUUCGACGGCGAAGGCCACAUGUACCUAGGGCCCGGCUGGGAUCAUUUCCCCGCGCCCAUGAGCUGGAGCUCGGGCACUUCCUUGUCUUCCGCUACGACGGCGACGCCAUGUUCACCGUGAAGAUGUUCGACAACACCAUGUGCCGCAUGUACUACCAGCACGUCGACCAUGCCAGAAAUGGGAGCAGCAGUGGGGAUGACGAGGAGCAGAGCGGGCACUACAAAAAAUAUACACUUCCGUGAUGAUACAUGUUUGUCAUAGUAGGUCGCGUUUUUUGUCAUGCAUGUACAUCCAUGACAAAUUUAUGACAGAAUCAAGAUAGU